This is a messenger RNA of Sorex araneus (European shrew), 1014 nucleotides long. Its product is annotated as zinc finger protein 558-like. The record is from RefSeq and is a predicted model, not a curated record. The transcript is spliced from 4 exons. Gene Ontology annotation, cellular component: nucleus. Gene Ontology annotation, molecular function: RNA polymerase II cis-regulatory region sequence-specific DNA binding; DNA-binding transcription factor activity, RNA polymerase II-specific. Gene Ontology annotation, biological process: regulation of transcription by RNA polymerase II. Lineage: Eukaryota; Metazoa; Chordata; Mammalia; Eulipotyphla; Soricidae. Bases 1 to 1014 code for a protein of 337 amino acids.
AUGACGGAGUUGCUCCUCCCCCUCUCCGUGUCCAAGAAAGGGAAAGGCUCCUCGGCAGUGGUGUGGGAGUCAGUAUCCUUUGAGGACGUGGCCGUGAAAUUCACCCAGGCCGAAUGGGCUCUGGUAAAUCCUGAUCAGAGAUGCCUGUACAGAGAUGUGAUGCUGGAGACCUGCAGGCACCUGGCCUUCGUGGAGGGUUUCUCUCCAGGAAAAGACAAUGGUACUCUUGGGCAUGUCUUGGAGAAUAAGUUGUUCAGUGAAAACUGCACUGUGGAGUACAUGAGCAAUAAUUCCUGCAAUCGUUUCGGAGAGAAGCAGAUGUACCAGCACCAAACUCAGAAGCGGCAACAUAACUUCAGGUAUCGCUCCAAUCUGAAUCGCCACAGCCUGAUUCACACUGGGGAGAGACCAUAUGACUGUGAGCAGUGUGGGAAAAGCUUCAGGACCCGCUCAACUCUGCUUCAACACAACCUUAUCCACACUGGGGAGAGGCCGUAUGACUGUGAGCAGUGUGGGAAAAGCUUCGGGACUCCCUCGAAACUGCUUAGGCACAGUCGGAGCCACACUGGGGAGAGGCCAUAUGACUGUGAGCAGUGUGGGAAAAGCUUCAGAACUCGCUUUACUCUGCUUCAGCACAACCUGAUCCACACUGGGGAGAGGCCGUAUGACUGUGAGCAGUGUGGGAAAAGCUUCAGGACUCGCUGGAAUCUGUGUCAGCACAACCUGAUCCACACUGGGGAGAGGCCAUAUGACUGUGAGCAGUGUGGGAAAAGCUUUAGGAGUUGUUCGGACUUGCGCAAGCACUGCCGGACCCACACUGGAGAGAGGCCAUAUGACUGUGAGCAGUGUGGGAAAAGCUUCAGGACUCGCUGGAAUCUGUGUCAGCACAGCUUGGUCCACACCGGGAAGAGGCCGUAUGACUGUGAGCAGUGUGGGAAAAGCUUUAGGAGUUGUUCGUACUUGCGCAAGCACUGCCGCACCCACACUGGGGAGAGACCCUAUGACUGCCCCUAG